UCUCAAUUCUUUCAGUUACGUGAAUAUCCACCCAAACCAUUGAUAUCGUUAGGAGCAAAUUCUCAGGGGCAACACUUGCUUCCAGAGCAGUUUCAAGCGGUGCCAUGUGAAUGCAGAUCGAGCCUGUUCCUGAUGAACGCUGUCGCCUCAGAGUGGAACAAAUGGCUAUUUGCAGCUCAACGCCUAAAGGCUCGUACCAUGGCAACACAAUCGCAACCGCAACCGACUCCACACCGAUCACGGCCGGCUUCAGGAUUGGUGGCACCGUGCCGCUGCAAGUCGCAAAGGCGGACCUGCGGUAGUUGUGGAGUUUAUCCGCUACUCAGAUCUUGGCGACGGCUGUUCGAUCCUAGUAGAUCGGCUCCGCACUGUCCGGACGUCAGCGUCAGGGUGAAGUCUGCUCGCUGUUGUGGUCGAGGGGUCGAUGCUCGCCGCACAGUUGGUGGAUCGUUAGGUGAGAGGUAGACACGCUUGUUGUUCGUGGUGUCCUUAUUCUGUGUCUGCCGCAUAGGCCCAUUGCUUGCUCAAGGACAGAAUGUG
Baudoinia panamericana UAMH 10762 is the source of this 540-nucleotide messenger RNA. RefSeq lists its product as uncharacterized. The transcript has a single exon. The record is from RefSeq and is a predicted model, not a curated record. Bases 111 to 302 code for a protein of 63 amino acids. Lineage: Eukaryota; Fungi; Ascomycota; Dothideomycetes; Mycosphaerellales; Teratosphaeriaceae.